UGAGCGAUUUAAUUUUAUAUAGGUACUUAAAUUAUAAUAUGCUAGAUGGCGUGAGAAACAUUGUGAUCUUUUUGAGGUUGGUAUUUCAGAACGUGUAACAUAAAGAUCCCAUAAGAUGUCACGCCUAUUUUGUUUCUCGUCCGUGAUGGUAGAGUGCUGGAUAUUUGGUAAAGUGGAUCACUUGGUUCCGAUCAGUAAAGAGCGAAGACGACGGGUGUGUGUAGAGGAGAAUCGUGUGGGAGGAUGAGUUUUGGCAUAUCGGUGCAAUGGGUGUUCUCUGGCGAGCCCAAGUGUUGGGCUGUCGUGAGUCGGGAGCAGUGAGGCGGGUAGUCAGUGCGUCGUCAGACUUCGCGUCGUCGUGAUGUUAUUUUGUUUUUUGUCUUUCUGAUUUUCUUCUUUGGGGGUUCAUUCAGAGAUUUUCUUCGUCGGGGGAAUAUAUCAAGUAUCGUGUUGUGACUUUCUAUAUAUAAUUUAUAACAGAGAAUGAUCGCCAUAUAUUUAUUCUUUGAAUUAGUUAGAAAUUUAAUAAUUUAACAUGGUUAUCGUUAUAUUUAAUUUAUCGUUUAGAUUGACUUCUGUGAUUGUUUUACGCGUAUAUUAUUGUACACAAAACGUAAACGAAAUUGAAAGAAUAAAAUAUCGGGAAUAAAAAAAGUAUAUAUUUUUAAUAAAUUUUCCUCAUUUUCCUUUAUUAUAUUGAUUUAUUUAUUUUAUGCUGAUUUUUCACAAUAUUCUUCUUAAGAAUUUUCAAAUCCAAGUGUGAUUAUCUUUUCUCUAGUGUGAUUUAAAUAUUUAUCAAAUGGCUUCUAUCAAAUUUUUUUCAUAUAUGAAGAUAUCUUAAUCGAUUGUGCCUUGGCAUCAUGUGCCAUUUGAAAAUACAAUUUUAUAACGAUGAAAAUGAGAGGUAAAAGAAAAAUUGAAAUUGAACGAUUUGUGAAUCGUGAAAUUGGAAAGGUGGAUGUCGAGUAGUGUCGAAUUUAAUAUCGGUUGAAGUGAAUAAAUUGUUUCAGUUGGUGCGUAUAACAAUGACGGAUGUUGAGAUAGUUAUUCCAAGUGAUGGUAAAACGAGGGUAGCCGGGCCAGAAGUACUGGAGAGAUGAAAAAUUGUCGGGUCGUGCAUUUGCCAGCCCAGCCUCAUACGAGACGCGAAUGUCUCGUUUGGGCUAGGAGAUUAUACGCGAGUUUUCAACCGUUUAAAAACGUUAACCAAAGAGAAAAUGGAACACAAGCAAACAAUCUUGCUUGCACCAGCGCUGAGCAACAGCAGCUGUUGGCGGAGAGACACGUCCGAAGCCACUUGGACUGGACCAGGCCCUGGAGAAUUGUUACGCGCUACUCUAAUUCUCGUGCUCAGUCUCGGUAUUCUUUGUGCCAAUUUGUUGGUAAUAUGCGUCAUAAAUAGCAGACGAUACAGCAAAUAUAUUCACGCGCAGCCAAAGUACUUACUGACAAGUUUAGCGAGCAACGAUCUUGCUAUUGGUCUUCUGGUUACACCAUUCGGCUUUCUACCAGCUGUUUAUGGAUGUUGGCCUUACGGCGAAAUUGUGUGUCAAAUACAGGCGCUUCUUAGAGGAGCUUUGACCCAACAAAGUGCCGUUAUCCUUGUUUGUAUGGCGAUUGAUCGUUACGUUUGUAUGCUGCAUCCACAUCAUUAUCACAAACACGCAUCUAAAAAGGGUUGCGUGGCAGUGAUGUCGACUACUUGGAUAGCGAGCGUGGCAAUUUUCGGUGCUCUCGUGCUUCCAAGAGGAGGUUAUUACUUCAACGAUUCCGGUCUUCUCGCCUGUGAUCCUUUUUUUGCCAGGGCUUCCCUCAGAAUUCUCGCGUGUUGUUGUUUUUAUUUUCCUACGACGAUGGUGCUGAUGUAUUGCUAUGGUUCAGCCUUUCACGUUAACAAACUGCGCUUAAAAAGGGUGGUUUGCGUUAAUACACCGGAGGUCGUUAGCGGAGGCCAUAUGGAGAGGCUUGUAGCUCACGAGAGACGAUUGUCAACUUCUGCUUCUCGAACAAUGGCUGCGAUGAGUUUAGGAUUCAUUGUUAUGGUCACGCCAUGGACGAUUCAGGAAGUCGUUGCAGCUUGUACCGGAAGCAAACCACCACCAUUCCUCGACUUCCUCGCCACGUGGCUUGCGCUUUCCAACAGCUUUUGGAAUCCGUUCCUCUAUUGGCUGCUCAACAAUCACUUUCGUCGUAUUUCGAGAGAACUUCUCUACACUAAGGUACUUUGUAGGCCGAAACCUUUGGGACCGAAACAACAUUGUUGCGCCACUAGCACAGGUGGUCUUGAUGUUUGUAACAUGGCAGGAGUCGAUUUAUCAGGUUUAGAGCGUUGCUCAAUAGACCGUUUUUCAAUGGCUCGAUGUUCCUCUUCUUCGUUAGCCAAUACACCACCACCACUUCCUUGGGAAACCGGACAUGUCCUACAUAACGAUGCUACGCCAACGUGAGUUAGGGAUGCCGUCACGCAAACGGAGGACAUUGAAUCUCCAACGCAUGCUAGUUAGUAUAGCGUGGCGGCAGAACACCAUUCCGUGACUCGUAAUCUUGGAACGGAGCGAUCAUCGCAUCCUCGAUCUUUUUCAAAUAAUUCGUCUUUGUCGAUAAUAGAAUAUUCUUUGUACGAAGAAAGUGCACAAAUCCGACGCGAUCGCCGUUUCUAUCUGGAAAAUACGUGUUUCAAAAGCGUGCCGGAUUUAAUUCGAGAUCUUGAAUUUAAUUGACGUAAUAAUCUCAAAUGUUGCCGAAGAAAAUAUAUUGUGCUGUAAUUUGCGAUCAAGAAUCAAAUUCGUAUAAUGGACAUUACGAUUUUGUACUAAUCAAAAGUUCAAAGUAUUUUUUAUUAUAGAUGAAGCACAUUCGACCGAAAAAAACGGAAAAAAUAUUAUCUUGAAAAUUAAACAUAAUUUUUCACUAAUUUGAACUAGAAUAUAGAUAUAUAUAUGUUUAUGGCAUUCAAAUAUAAAAUAUAAUAAUAAAUCUAAAAGAAAGUAUAUAUAAGUACUAUUAUGUAAAAUUAUUUUACAUCAAUUUUUUUUUUUUUUUUAUCUUUCUUUUCAUGAUUUCGAACGUAAUGGGAAAAGGAAAGAUAAAGAAUUCUUAUUAUAUAUCGUUAAUAACGGUAUAUGUCGCUAUAUAUCGCUAAUUUACGUAAUAUUUUUAAUUAUCGAAUUCAUUGAAAAUUCAUUGCGUUCAUUAUCUUAUAAUAUCUUGCCAAUACACGUUUAUAAUAACCGCACAAAUUAUACGUAUAAAAUAAUAUUUAAGAAAUUGCAAUAUAGAUGUUAAAUAGAUAUUAUUUUUAUCGUGUUUAAUUAUAAAUUUAAUUAUAAUAAUUUUUUUUCCCUUCGAACGGAAUGACUGUUAUGAUUGAUAACGCAAUGAAGGAAUUGUUUUAAGAAAUAUUAUUAGAUUUGGAAACUGAAAUUGAAAUUGAAUUAUUAUCGAUUAAUUAUCGAUUUAUGUUAAAAUUUCAUUUAUAUUUAAUAUCAAACGUUUAAUGUUAAUAUAUAACGUUAAUAUUGCACUUUUUUAUCUUUUUAUAUUUAGUAUUUAUUGAUAAAAGAGCUCGUUUUAACUUACAUACACACAUAGACGCGCGCGCGUUGAAUUAAGCUGACCGAUGAAUUAGGUUAAAAGUUUAUAAGAAUUAGAAAAAUCAUUUAUUUUUCCAAUCAAAUAUGUUAUUCAUUCUCGCGUUAUAUGCUUGAAUAAAAUUAUAUAUGUAAAACGCGAUUAUAAAUGCGACAAAGAUUUCAUUUUUUAAUAACGUAUUAAUUACUGUGAAAAAUAAAAUAUUAGUAACUUUGGU
This is a messenger RNA of Apis laboriosa (Himalayan honeybee), 3808 nucleotides long. RefSeq names its product trace amine-associated receptor 9. The transcript is spliced from 10 exons. Gene Ontology annotation, biological process: neuropeptide signaling pathway. The record is from RefSeq and is a predicted model, not a curated record. NCBI's taxonomy places the organism in Eukaryota, Metazoa, Arthropoda, Insecta, Hymenoptera, Apidae. Bases 1218 to 2447 code for a protein of 409 amino acids. Gene Ontology annotation, cellular component: membrane. Gene Ontology annotation, molecular function: corazonin receptor activity.